Messenger RNA from Gregarina niphandrodes, 1170 nucleotides. RefSeq lists its product as hypothetical. The coding region runs from base 1 to 1170 and encodes 389 amino acids. The transcript is spliced from 2 exons. The record is from RefSeq and is a predicted model, not a curated record. NCBI's taxonomy places the organism in Eukaryota, Apicomplexa, Conoidasida, Eugregarinorida, Gregarinidae.
AUGUUCGAACAGUUCUUAACUCCAGACCAAAUCUUGGGGAAGGCGUUGAAAAGCGUGCUCCAGGACCUCUGCAACGCUCGACUUGGAACGGAAGAGCUGGCGCUUAUAAGCGAACACGUUCCCGAGGAUGAUAUAUCUCCCGAUGAAUGCAAAGUCAUUCCAGACCCGACCGUGUCUUCCCCGACCACGACUCCGGACGACGUACCAACAGCCGAUGCGCCACCAGGCCAACACCACCUCAUUGCCGCCCCGGACGACCAGCGGAGUCCGAGCAGCGGCAAAAAACGGAAGGGACCGACCAUCGUCUUCGAAGCUCAAGGGAAGAAAAUGAAGUUCGACGACGAGGAGCUGAAUGACGACCAACUCGUUUACCAACCACCUGGGGAAGCCUCUGCUACACCAAGCGGCCAACAUGAUCAACAGCCGAAUGACCAACAGGAACCUAUUAUCCGCGGAUCGGACGAGUCCAAGGUGGCGCAAGACACAGUUGCCACAUUUGGUCGCAUGUGCUACAAGUGUCCUCUGUUCUUCGAGGACUGGUUGAUUGAGAACAUCAGUAAAAGAGCGAGGGAGGACCCCCACUACUGUCACGCCUACGUGUAUGACCUGAAGGAUAAGGGCCUGUUGUGCAGCGUGGAGGUUGAUGGCUCGCCCACAAUUCGCCUCCUUGCGGUCACUUCUCUGUUGCGGCCAGUUUGGACGCACUCACUGGCGGUCCAGUGCCGCAGUCUGCGACAGUCGCUGCUUCCGACGCCGGCGCAAAAGCGAGAUCCCAACUACAAACCUUUAACUGGCAGCGACCUUAAGGAGAUGCUGAGCUUGCUGGAAGAUAAAGCCGCCCGAGGUCAUCGCGUAAUCGCCAAGUCCUACCCCGAAUUAACCAGGGCACUCGGCAAGGUCCACUCUGACGUGCAGCAACUCGUAUUUGCAGCCAGCGUCAUCCGAACCAGUCCCCAAGGACUCAAGCUCUCACAUCCCUCUCUCGGACGCGUAGCCGCCUCUAUCAGAAAGGGGGCCUCCGCAGUCAAAACCGUCUUGCGCAAAGCACCCAACCAACAACUACUCACCAAAGUCGUUGCCCGAAAGAUCGCCAAACUCUGCUCUGAAACACCACCGCAAUGGUCCAUAACACUAGCCGUGCUUCAGGGCAUCUGCAAACGGUUUGGGUAA